Molecule: messenger RNA, 2191 nt
Organism: Aedes aegypti (yellow fever mosquito)
Lineage: Eukaryota; Metazoa; Arthropoda; Insecta; Diptera; Culicidae
Gene: P58IPK
Product: dnaJ homolog subfamily C member 3
Exons: 3
Coding region: 245-1744 (499 amino acids)
Biological process (GO): protein folding in endoplasmic reticulum
Cellular component (GO): endoplasmic reticulum
Molecular function (GO): misfolded protein binding; protein-folding chaperone binding
Source: RefSeq, a predicted model, not a curated record
AGUGUUGUGUCUCUCGCCAAAACACGUCAGUCGUUCGAAAAACUUCAGCGAAUCGUCGGCUCAUAAAACCAAAUCAUCACAAGAAACUGUGAUUUUUGUCUGCAGAAUUGUUUCUACUAUCCGAUUAAUAACAGGUUCCCGUCAGAAUAUGAGCUUUGUGUGCUAGAAAGAAAACAAAACCUAAUCGGAUAACUGUGCGGGCGUAUCGUGUGAUUGAGAAGAUAUCUUCCCGACGGACGGACGGAUGCUGACAAACAUCUACGAAAUGUCGCUCCUGGGCGAUAGCACUUUUGCGGUGACCUCGUUACUUCUGGUUCUAUUAUUAGAAGUGCUGUUUCAACCUGCCGAAUCUGUAGUGGCAUCACAAGCAGAAAUCGAUAGACAUCUGGAAAUGGGACGAGACUUUUUGGCCAGAGGGCAACUAUCGGAUGCCCUUACACAUUAUCAUGCCGCAGUAGAGGGUGACCCGAACAACUAUCUAACGUACUUCAAACGUGGUACAGUUUACUUCGCUCUUGGCAAAGCAAAAUUCGCCAUCAACGAUUUCUCCCGGGUGCUGGAGCUGAAGCCUGACCUGGUGGCUGCCCGUGCUCAGCGAGGCCUGGUUUAUCUCAAAAUGGGUGAUUUCGAUAAUGCCGAAAUCGAUAUGAUGAACGUUCUGCGGAUGGAUCCACAUAAUCACGAGGUUAACUACAAAUACGCUCAGAUUGACAAUGCUCGGAAUCAAUGGGCUUUUUGCUUGGAUGUGCUGGCUCGAGGGGAUUAUGCUACGGCCAUUACGCUACUAACGCAGAUGCUGGAAAUCUGUCCUUGGUCGGUGGAAAUUCGGGAAUCUCGAGCUCAGUCCUACAUACGAGUUGGCGAUCGAUUGAGUGCCGUGAGUGACUUCCGUGCCGUAAAUCGGCUUUCCCAAGAUAGUACCGAUGGUUAUUACACUCUUGCGAAAAUUCUUUACGACCUGGGUGAUUCAGGAUCGGCUCUCAAAGAGAUCCGAGAAUGCCUAAAGCUUGAUCCAGAACAUAAAGACUGCUUCCCACUGUAUAAAAAGAUCAAGAAAGUAGAUAAGAUAUACACUGAUGCUCAGAAAGCAUUGGAAGAACAACAGUAUGCAAAUUGCAUUGAACAAGCUGAAAAAAUCGUUAAACUAGAACCUAACAUUCCAAUGAUUGUCUACAAUGGCAAGCAACUGCUAUGUUCAUGUCUGGUCAAAGACGAACAGUUUACGGCAGCCAUUGGUAAAUGUCGAGAGGCGUUGGAAAUCUACCAGGAUCCAGAGAUCAUGUGCGAUCGUGCGGAAGCCCUUAUCGGCGCAGAAAUGUACGACGACGCCAUUAAUCAGUACCGAGAAGCCUUGGAAAUUAAUGAUGGAUAUCAACGAGCGAAAGAGGGUAUUGAACGAGCCCAGAAGCUUCAAAAACAAUCUGAACGAAGAGAUUACUACAAGAUUCUGGACGUGAAGAGAAGUGCCACCAAGCAACAAAUUGUCAAAGCUUAUAGGAGAGCCGCUCAGAAGUGGCAUCCUGAUAACUUCCAAGGCGACGAGAAGAAGAUUGCGGAGAAAAAGUUCAUAGACAUUGCUGCCGCAAAGGAAGUUCUGACCGAUCCGGAGAAGAGGUCACAGUUCGACGCUGGCGAAGAUCCUCUAGAUCCGGAAGGGAAUCGCAAUGGCGGCUUCGGAGGAGGCAAUCCGUUCCAUCACUUCCAGCAUGGGUCACCGUUCCAGUUCAAGUUCCAUUUCUCGUAGAGAACAUCACACAGUAGCGUUACAGCGAUGCCUCAGUAGAUGGGUGAGUUCUCUAGUUUUUCUUCUGCCUACUUUUCCUUACCUAUACAUCCAUUGAUGUUUUACAGUGCCAGCUUUAUUUUUUUUUUUUCGUUACCCACAUUUAAAAACGGAAUUUUAUUACUUUUCCAUUCUCAUGAAAGUAACUGAGCACAGUCGAAUUUACAUCAUGCAAUUAAUUUUAUUUACAUUUAUCAAAAACAUCAAGAAUCCAAUCUACAAAACCAGCAUAGAAGCUAGUGAUUUACAAGAAAUCGUGAAAAGAUACCGAGGAAACGAGUUUUAUUUCUGAAAUCUGAAAUCGUACAAUCCUCAAAAUUGCCAGUUUCCUUAUUUUUUCAUUUUUUCUACGAACUGAUUAAGAAAGUAAAAAAAUCUAUUGUAAAUAAAUGCUUAAUUACAAACUAA